AUGGAAAUGCCAGAAUUUUUCACACAUGAGACAGAAAAAGAAAAAUGUAGCAGUAGCGUCUUUGCUUCUACCGCCUCCUUCUCUCAUCAAACAAGUGAGGAGGGAAAUAGGAAUAAUAAUAAUAAUAGAACUGCGGGAUGUGAAGGGCCUCCGCGUAUUGCCCUCACAUUAUCCAAUACUCUCGUACAGUUCUUAUCACCUCUGCAAUUGCAGGGUUACACUGCGAAGGUGAUUGAGUCAUCGGGAACACCGCACAUGGAUGAACUGGUGGCUCAAGUCACAUGUGAGGAAGACGUGGAAAAACUUCUCGGAUCUCAGGCUUCUUUACAGCAGCGAAGAGAAAUGUGGAAAGGGAUAUGCAAAUGGAAACGAUUAGCUGGAAAACACGGACGAGAAAAGACGAAAAAGAAUAAUAAUAAUAAUAACAAAAAAAAAAACCCACCAUGUGUUACUUCUAGUGAAACUGUAAUUUCUAGUGAAACGAUUUCCUUAUCAAAGACUAUAAUUACAAAUAAUAGUAGUAGUAGUAGAACCAUCACACCUCGUUUUGGUGAUAUGGAUGGACACACACCUUCUCAGUUUAUGCGUCAGUUGGCUUUUCAUGGGUAUAAAAAAACCAAUACACCAGUAGAAAUAAACCCUUCCCCACAAAGGUGUAGUAGUGAACCUAUUGUAUCUGCUCUCACAAAUAAUACAAUGACCCCAUCUAGAAAUGAAGAUAGAAUUAAUGGAAUACAAGAAGGUGGUUUAAAUUCGAUAACUCCACAUCGAUCUGCUUCUUGGUCAUCAUCUACAAAUACUCUUUUUGGUAGUUCUCAUAAAGGUUCAGGUAAUCACUACCAUCGUGAAUGUUUUACACUGGCUUCACUUUCAGUAGGAGCAAAUGUAGACAUAAAUGGAGAGAAUGAUUUCGCUGAUGAAUGGGGAAUCCCUACGGAAGAAGCCGCAUUACAGAUUGUUUCUGAUUCUUCUGUAGUAACACCAAACGCAGAAAAAGGAAUUGAUGAAAUGGAAUUGGUUGAGAAGUGGCGAGAAGAAUAUGAAACAUUACAGAAAGAAAUGCGUAUGUCAUUAGAUAAAUCUCUUUCAGAUUAUAAUAAAGGUCUACAAAUAUUACAGGAAAAAAUUCAUCUGGUUCUUGAAAAGAUUCCAGAAGAUCAAACUUGCCCUCAAAAGACUAUAGCUCGAGAGUUAGCUUUCCAACUAGUACGAGAACCGAAAUUGAGUAUUGAGUUACAUCCUACAAAAGUGAAUGAAACAAUAGAUAUGAUGGUUAAUGUUAAUACUGAUCCCACAUUAGUUUCUUCAUUCCCAAAGCCUUCUCUAGAUAGUCAUCAAGAUGUGAAUGUUACGCAUAUCUUACCAAGUUCUAUUGUUGAGGAUUUACCUUGUCCUGACCCAAUGGAUGGUGAAGAGAUUCGAAAUAGUAUUCGACCAUCUUCAUUAUUAAAUACAACAGUUAUUUCUCCUCUUUCCAUUAAUGUUGGAGAAGAUGCGGUACUAUUAUCAACAACAGAGGUUCCAAGUCUUAGCGAUAUUACAGCAUCUGAUAGAGGAAGUCAUAGAAAUACGGAGAUACGAAUAUCAAUGGACUAUAUAAAAGAUAAGAUAAUAUUACCACAAAAAGAGCAGAAUAGGAUUUCUCAACAUGUAGAAAAUAAUACAUCUUAUGAUUGCUUAGUUCAUCUUAUGUCUGAGAAACCCAUAGUUGGGUCUAUGCCUCCUACAUUUACUGAUAAUACAGAUGAAAAUGUUAUUGAACCUCCUGCUGCAGGGGAAGUAUAUAGUGCUGUUAAUGAUGGUGAUAACAACCAUAACAAUAAUAAUAAUAAUAGUGAUAUUAUUAAUAAUAAUAAUAAUAAUGAUGAGUUGAUACAAUAUUCAGAAGCGGCAACACCUCCUUUAUGUAAUGAAGAAGAUAAUAUGGAUAAUGAUAUUGUAGGAGCCCAAAUUAUUACUAGUCCCUUCGGUAUGUUAUCUCUUGAAGACUUUGGCUUAAGGGCUUCAACACAUGAAGUAAAUAAAGGAUCUGUUCCACUUUAUUCAAGUACUCUAUUAGGUGGUGAAAUGCAUUCGAUUGGAUGUAAUGAGAAUGCCCAAAAUGAUAUAGAAACUCAAGUGAUUGAUGUGGAUGACUUUUCUUCUUCUUCUGAAGAUAUAGAACAUGCACAAGUUCCUUUCUUAUAUAAAGAGAAUUCUGGUACAGUUCCUCUUCAUGAAGGUAGUUUCAGUCUUGGACUACAUAGUAAUUCCAUGAUGGUGGAUGAAUGUUCUUCUUCUCAAGAUGAUAAUAUUGGAGUCUAUACACAACUUUCCCAAAAUCGACAAAUGGCAGUUUCACGAAGUCCUUCACUUCCAAUGCCGAUGGAGUCUGGUGAAGGUACUGUAGAGAGAGAGGGAGUUUCCUUUUCACUAACGGAUUGUGCCACACAACUAGAUUGGACAUCCGCAAGUAGUAUUGUUACUGAUGUUCGACAUAUGCUUUCUAGAUUAGAAACAGAUAAAACUGUUAUUGGUGAAAAAAAUUUAAAUAAUACCAAUAAUACAACAAUAACAUUUAUUUCACCACAACGUCCAGCAGCUCCUCAGGGACUUCCACCAUUACCAGUAAAGAAUCCAACAAGUGGUAUUCUCUCAAACUGUGAUAAAACGAUAACAAAAGGAUCUCUCGAAGAAUUAACACCAAGUAAAGUUAUGACUAUGGGUUACAAGGCAUUAAAAAGGUGGUGUAAGAAUUUGGGUCUUCAGAUUCCUCGUGAUGGAAUGUGUGGUAAUGAUGAUGAAAAGGGAAGAUAUCAACGUUAUCAAAAUGAUUCUGGUAUGAAUCUUUCAGAGUGUGAGGAUAGUAGAGGUUUUAAAAGUACACAGGAAGAAAAUAGUAAUGGUUGGUGGUUGCUUAAUGGUGGAGGUGAUAGUGUCUCUGUUAUUUCCAGUGGAUUUAGCGAAGAUCGGGAUGAUGAUAGCGAUGAUGAUGAAGAAGAUGAUAAUGAUUAUAAUAAUAAUAAUAAUAAUAAUAAUAAUAAUAAUAAUAAUAAUAAUAUCAAUGAAAAUUCAAAUGAUGGGAAUAUGGCCUGUACCCCACCAACACUAUUACAACCACCCAUAUCCACUUCUUGUCUGUCAACUGAUGCUGAUGAUUCUGAGUGGAAAAGUCUUCAGCGAGCGGCGCGGGUGGAGAAAAUGCGGGAGUCUCUUCGGCUUUUCAUUGCAAGACGUACUUUUAUGCAAAAAGUAGCUCCAUCCUUUCUUCAGCGUUUACCGCGUUUCUCUGAUGGACGUCCUUAUAAGCGUCUUCGGGCUGCAGAUUUGGUGAAAACGCAAAUCGCCUUAACCCAACAACAAUUAGAAGAACAACGUCGUUUAGCAAGAGUGGAGGAACAGGAAGAAAUGGUACGAUGUGUGAUAGCCAGUUUAGCUGGUGAGGCAGUGGAAAGUAUAGAGCAACAAUCACUAUGGACAAUGAAAGGUAAAGUCAAUAAUAAUAUAAACCGAAGCGAUAUCUUAUCUACAUCUAUACGAAGUGGAUCACCAACUGCCUCGGGUAACGUAGGACAACCUAAACUCGCUCUAUAUGAACAAAUACUCUUAAUGGAACCAACCGAUUUACAAGCCGCAACUACGCUUGUGCAGGCAGACUUUCCACAUGUCUCUCGACAUCGUGUGGAGACAUUACUGGAAGAGAGUGGAAUCCCAUUGGACUCUUUACGUCCUGUUCUCAACAGUGAGGGUGGGGGUGAUGGGGCUUGUGAGAUGGGAGCCACACAGCGAUCGGCCGCAUCCUACUCCCCACCACCAACUCCAAUUGAGAAGCAAAAGAAACAGAAAAUUGAACUCUCUCAACAGAGUAAAAAGCGUUUUUUUGCACAGCGUGGAUGGUUGCGGCGGGAAAAGGGUCGUUAA
Messenger RNA from Trypanosoma theileri, 3900 nucleotides. RefSeq lists its product as uncharacterized. NCBI's taxonomy places the organism in Eukaryota, Euglenozoa, Kinetoplastea, Trypanosomatida, Trypanosomatidae. The transcript has a single exon. The coding region runs from base 1 to 3900 and encodes 1299 amino acids. The record is from RefSeq and is a predicted model, not a curated record.